AACUGUCGGAUAAGCAGCAGGUAGCUAAGCCGUGUUCGUAUCGCGCGAGGAGGACAACCGAAGGAGGAAUCGCACAACAGCCGUUACAAACUGCACGCGCAAAGUUUUAUUAUACCCAAAAUCACCCUUCGCGCUCACGUUUUUUACACAACGAAUGAUGGCAUGGCGGCACAGGCGCAUGGUUGGAUACCGGAUAUUCCUCGUUAUUACUAUACCAGCUAUGUAUAUUUUUUGCGUCAGUUUGACGGGACUGUUUUCUGACAGUUCAACGAAUAUCGGCCGCACGGCGAACUGGCAGGGACGCAAAUUGCUGCAGGCGAGCGAGCUCGAAGCGCAAGGGAACGAGAGUUACAACUGCACGCCGCCAGCGAUCAACGAAUUCCCGCCCGACGGACUUACGCGGCAGCAAAGACAGGCAGGAUUUAUAAUAAUCCACUUCGUCAUUGCCAUUUAUCUGUUUUUAUUACUUGCCAUUGUCUGCGACGACUUUUUCGUACCCUCUAUUAAGAAAAUUUGCGACAAACUUAACGUCACCGAGGAUGUGGCCGGCGCGACCGUGAUGGCAGCCGCGAGUUCCAGUCCGGAAUUGUUCAUCAACGCCAUUGGUACCUUCGUAACGGAAGGUGAUUUGGGAGUCGGUACCAUCGUCGGUUCUGCGGUAUUCAACAUAUUGGCUGUGCCGGCGUGCUGUGCGCUCUUCGCGAACGAGGUAUUAAAUUUAGAAUGGUGGCCGGUGUCGCGAGAUGCGCUAGCGUAUGCCUUCACGGUUCUUCUUCUGAUCCUGACUCUGCGGGACGGACGUAUCGAGUGGUACGAGGCGCUCAUCCUCGUCACUUGUUACAUUUUGUACAUAUCAGCAAUGUGCUUCAAUCGCCGUAUCAACAAUUUCUUAAAACGAAUAACGACUAAAAGACAAAAAUACCAAAAUUUGCGUGAAGACAGCCCCCUCCUUCCGAAUAACUUCAGCAAAGAUACGGAGAUAUGUGGGAUUAGCACAUAUUCGAGUGAGCAGGACGAAUCACUCGAAAUCGUGAAUAUGACGUCCUGGCCGAACUCGAUGUGCGAAAAGAUGUGGUGGGUCUUCACUUGGCCCAUUAGCUUGGUAUUGCUCAUUACUAUUCCCGAUUGUAGAAGGAAAAAAUUACGAUCUUGGUAUCCCCUUACGUUCCUCAUGUGUGUAAUAUGGAUCGCGACUUCUUCUUAUAUUAUCGGAUGGGUCAUCACGAUUAUCGGCGACACUUUCAAUAUUCCUGAUUCUAUUAUGGGCUUGACGUUUCUCGCGGCUGGAAUGAGUGUACCUGAAGCAGUGUCGAGCGUUAUCGUUGCAAAUCAAGGUCACGGCGCUAUGGGGAUAAGUAAUUCAAUAGGAUCUAAUGUAUUUGAUGUAUUGCUGUGUCUCGGAUUGCCAUGGUUCAUAAAAGCCACAUUAUUACCGAAAAUACCUGGAGAACAUUAUGUUCAGAUCAAUUCUCAGGGAUUAGUGUACAGCUCGAUAUCUCUCUUCUCCACAUUAAUCAUCUUGUACGGAGCUUUACUUAUUAAUAAAUUCAAAUUAAGUCGAACAGUUGGAAUUGUCUGUCUUGCCAUGUACAUCGUAUUUUUGAUAUUUGCAUCUGUUGUAGAGCUCAAUACAUUCUUUGUUGUUAAUUUACCAGUAUGCAUCGACUAGUAACACUAUCGAUUUUGUUAAGAUAUUUAUAUCUGUUGUUGAUACCUGUGUAAAUUUAUAUGUUACAGUGAGCAAUUUUGCAUUUGAAAUGUUUUUAUACGAUUUUUGGUUUGUGGUAAACCAAAAGUAUCUGAUGCAUAUAUAUAUAUAUAUAUAUAUAAUUAUAUAUUUGAUAUAUUUAAAAAUAUAUUAUUUAAGA
This is a messenger RNA of Linepithema humile (Argentine ant), 1868 nucleotides long. Its product is annotated as sodium/potassium/calcium exchanger 4-like. Gene Ontology annotation, molecular function: calcium, potassium:sodium antiporter activity; calcium channel activity. NCBI's taxonomy places the organism in Eukaryota, Metazoa, Arthropoda, Insecta, Hymenoptera, Formicidae. Gene Ontology annotation, cellular component: plasma membrane. The record is from RefSeq and is a predicted model, not a curated record. Gene Ontology annotation, biological process: calcium ion transmembrane transport; intracellular calcium ion homeostasis.